Molecule: messenger RNA, 3085 nt
Organism: Pseudopipra pipra
Lineage: Eukaryota; Metazoa; Chordata; Aves; Passeriformes; Pipridae
Gene: PDLIM3
Product: PDZ and LIM domain 3
Exons: 8
Coding region: 247-1338 (363 amino acids)
Biological process (GO): muscle structure development; actin cytoskeleton organization; heart development
Cellular component (GO): Z disc; filamentous actin; adherens junction
Molecular function (GO): muscle alpha-actinin binding; actin binding
Source: RefSeq, a predicted model, not a curated record
AAACUUUAUUUGUCUGAGUGUGAUACUCCCCUCUGUGGGUGGAGAAGCAGAGGGACUGGCUGACGUCAUCCGAAGGGAUAAAGUGCAGUGCCCACAGCUUUGGAAUGAGUAAAACUUCUUAAGAGGUAUAAAAGGUCGGCUGCCCUGUACGCAGGUGCUCUGCUGACAGCAACCUUCCUCCUACAGCUCGGCUCCUCACAAAGACCUAAGGAAAAAAGAAGACUAACCAAGAAAAAACUGUCCACAAUGCCACAAAACGUUAUUCUCCAAGGACCGUCACCCUGGGGAUUCAGGCUCUCGGGAGGAAUAGAUUUUAAUCAACCCUUAAUCAUAACCAGGAUUACACCUGGAAGCAAGGCUUCAGCUGCCAACCUGUGCCCUGGUGAUGUUAUUAUAGCUAUUGAUGGUCUAGGCACAGAGAACAUGACACAUAAUGAUGCCCAGGAGAGAAUUAAAGCAGCUACACAUCAGCUUUGUUUGAAAAUAGAGAGGGCAGGAACUAAAUUAUGGUCCCCACAAGUUUCAGAAGAUGGCAGAGCACAUCCCUUCAAGAUAAAUUUGGAAGCUGAACCACAGGAUAUGAACUACUUCGAACACAAGCAUAAUAUUCGGCCCAAACCUUUCAUAAUCUCAGGCCAAAGCAGCGGAUGCAGCACUCCUUCAGGGAUGGACUGUGGCAGUGGACGCAGUACCCCCUCUUCAAUUAGCACCGUUAGCUCUAUCUGCCCCACAGAGCUGAAAGCAGUGUCUAAGAUGGCCCCUAACAUUCCCUUGGAAAUGGAGCUUCCCGGUGUCAAGAUUGUACAUGCUCAGUUUAACACACCUAUGCAGUUGUACUCAGAUGACAAUAUCAUGGAAACACUGCAAGGCCAAGUUUCUACAGCUCUGGGGGAAUCACCUGUCAUAAGUGACCCAUCUCCCAACUCAGUGACUCAGUCUGACGUGUACAAGAUGCUCCAUGCCAACCAGGAGGAGCCCAGUCAGCCGCGCCAAUCUGGCUCCUUUAAGGUGCUCCAGAAUUUAGUCUCCGAGGAAGAUGGGCGCCCUGUGGGUACAAGGAGUGUGAAAGCCCCUGUAACAAAGGCACCUACUGCCAUGCCUGGUGUCCAGAAAGUGCCACUGUGUGACAAGUGUGGGAAUGGGAUUCUAGGAACAGUGGUGAAGGCACGUGAUAAAUACCGGCACCCAGAAUGUUUUGUGUGCUCUGACUGCAAUCUCAACCUGAAACAAAAAGGUUACUUCUUUGUGGAGGGCCAACUGUACUGUGAAGCUCACGCCCGAGCUCGCAUGAGGCCACCAGAGGGAUAUGAAACAGUCACCGUUUACCCAAAAUGCUAGUCUUAGGUUAACACACAAUUAUAUGCAUGCACACAAAAAGCCAUUUCCAGCUUAGAACUGCAGUACAAGUGUCAGGACUUCUGACUAAAUCCAAAGUAGCAUCUUUUAAACCUUCCCUUGAGGGAUUCUGGGGGAGGUGGAAGCCCCUAUUAGCUAGCAGUAGCAUAUUAUACCAGAAAAAUUCUGCUAAAAUAUUGUCUUUGAAGUUGUCAAUAUAAGUCAAGGAAGUAUAAAAUGAAACAGCUGUCCUGGAAUACAAAAAGUGAAACAUGAAUGCUACAACAUAUACAUAAGUGCUGUAAACAAGACAUUAUUUCUAACAUAAAUUAAAUAUCUAUGCAAACACCAACACCAUCAAAGUCUUAGAGUCUGCAAAUGUAGAGGCUUGACAGGUCAUUAAAAAAGCAGCUAUUUUACAUGGAUAGUACAAAACAAGCAGUUGUUCAUGUCUGCUUCAUGUCUAUUAUUCAACCAGCAUUAAUGUGCACCCCAGAUAGAUUUUGCUUACUUUGCUUUGAAUUUGGGGUUAUAGUGCCUUAAUUUUCUGAUUCAGCAACUGUGAUAAAGAAUAAAUGUCAAGUCACAUAAUAAAAUGGCUAGUAUAAUAAAGACUGGUUAGUAUGAAGCAAAACAAAAAUUCUAUGUUGUCUUAAUGAUUUGCAAUGGUACCAUCUUUCACAUAACUUAGCAAAAAAAUUGUUCUGAGGCAUGAACACACAUACAUUGUUUUCUGGAAAAAAAAACCCACACUCUAAUAGAAACUCACUGCAAAUUGAGUUUGAAAGUAAAUUUUAAAACGUUUCUGCAGAAAAUUAUACUGGAUUUUUGCAUCUCCAUCUUUUAAUUUCCAUAAUAGAAAAAAAAAGAGGAAACAUCAUCAUAAUAUCUUUGUUGCUGGAAAAUCAAAGCUUGGACAACUUUAAAAACAAUUGUUAAUUAAAAUAUACAAAGGAAAGAUCUCUUACAAAAAAAACCAGUGAAGUCCUAAGGAAAAAAAAAGGCUGAAAGAAUACAUUUUUGUCAUCAAUUCCUGGAAUUUGUCAAGGGCUACACUGCUUUCAGGUAGCUGCCAGCUACAUAAACACACCUAACUGGCAAACCAAACCUUAGCGUUUACAGAUAAUACCAACACAAGUCAGAAAUUAUUUAUUGGGGUAUUUUGAACCCAAUUUAAAGUAGAAUAAUCUACAAAAUUUUUAUCAAGUCUACAAGACUAACAAAAAAUAACUUCAUAUACUUUUCCCAUUCUACAAUAUAAGAAGCUUAAAAUGUAAGUAGAAUAUGAAAUCAAAAUAAGAAGCUGUCCAUACUUUAAAUUUAUUUUAAAAAUUCACAAGUCCCAAAGAUUGAAAUAUAACGUCCACAUAUUCAAAGACUUUUCAAAAUAGCUUAAAGUAUUAUUUCAGAAUUUAAAAGUUUUAAAAAUGAGUGUGUCACUGACUUUAUUAUUUACAUUUGUAUAUCAUAAGCAGACAAAAAAGUGUUGCACCCUUUCCAAGGUUAGUUCCUGAAAUAUUUUUGGGCACAAAACAUAAUUCUGCUCUUCAGGUAUCAUGGAGGCUAUGUAUAAUAUUAAUAUUUUCCCACUAAUAAAGCACACAAAUAUGAAAAUCCUUUUGGAAGUGAGAGUGCACAUAAUGUCUAUUUUUACAAACUUAAAAUGUCAUUGGUGUUUUAAAAUGUUUGUUUAAUGUUUCUGUCUUUGUAUGUAACUAAAGGUAAAAAUAAAUCUAUUACAUAUGAUAAA